AUGGACCAGCCGAGUCGCGCAGAUGAAGUUGGGAACCUCCUCAAUGCCGUCCAGAACCUCCUCGUCCCAUUCAUUCGCUCGGCCGAUACUCAAUCGCUUGAGAAUGGUUCCAAGAAUGGUGUAAACGGUAACUCAAACAAGGCAGCCGCACUAUUGAUCGAUCACAAAAGUCCAAAGGAACUCCAGGAGAUACUAAAUCUCGAUUUCCCUACCACCGGACAGGGACAGAAUGGCCUGCUCGAGAUUGUCCAGCAGGUACUGCGUUAUUCGGUCAAUACCUGGCACCAGGGCUUCCUGGACAAGCUCUACGCGUCGACAAAUGCUCCUGGGGUUGCAGCUGAGCUCAUACUUGCAACAUUAAACACCAAUGUUCACGUCUACCACGUCUCACCCGCUUUGACGCUCAUUGAAAAGUAUACUGCCAAAAAGCUAGCGUCGCUGUUUGGUCUCAAUGGCCCGUACUCUGGCGGUAUUUCUGUUCAGGGUGGAUCAGCUUCGAACACGACGUCCAUUGUCAUUGCCAGAAACAUUCUUUAUCCGGAAACCAAGACCGAAGGGAACGGAGGCUAUCGAUUCGUCCUGUUCACAAGCGAACAUGGCCAUUACAGCAUUGAAAAAGCGGCUCAGAUGCUUGGUUUUGGAAGCAGUGCCGUUUGGUCGGUGCCUGUUGAUAAACAAGGUCGCAUAAUUCCGUCUGAGUUGGACAAUCUCGUACAAAAAGCCAAGAACGAAGGUCGAACCCCCUUUUAUGUGAACGCAACCGCUGGUACAACUGUUUUGGGGUCAUUCGAUCCAUUCGAUGAAAUAUCAGCGGUCUGCAAGAAACACAAUCUGUGGUUACACGUUGACGGUUCAUGGGGUGGCUCAUUCGUAUUCUCCAAGCAUCACAAAUCCAAGCUAGCUGGAGCAGAAAAGGCAGACAGUAUUGCCAUUAACCCUCAUAAAAUGCUAGGUGUCCCCGUGACAUGUUCUUUCUUACUCGCAGCAGAUCUCCGCCAAUUCCACCGCGCAAACACUCUUCCGGCUGGAUACCUUUUCCACAACGUCGAUACUGACCAUCAGCAACCCAACGGCAAGGUAGAAGAAGAACUAUCAGAGGUACAACCCGAAUCUCCCGAGGUCUGGGAUCUUGCAGACUUGACCCUUCAGUGCGGUCGACGUGCAGACUCUCUGAAACUAUUCCUAAGCUGGACAUAUUACGGAUCCGAGGGCUACGAGCGCCAGAUCGACGAGGCUGCCGAUGUGGCCUCCUAUUUGGCAACUGUUAUUGACAACCAUCCGGAUUUCAUUCUUCUUAGUGAAAACCCACCUCCCUGCUUACAGGUGUGCUACUACUAUGCGCCGGGCAAACGCUUGGUUCAUGAGUCAGAGAGCAACAUCUCAGAGGAUGCACGCGCUGCCAAGAAUAGCAAGAUCACUGAAGAAAUCACUCAUGCCAUUGUCGACAAGGGAUACAUGAUUGAUUAUGCGCCACCAAGUAGUAACGAUGUCGAGAACAAGGGGAAGGGCAAGUUUUUCCGCUGUGUCGUCAACAUAUCGACAACCAGAAAGACUAUGGAUGGUCUGAUUCGCGCUAUUGAAGAUGUCGGUCCUGGGAUUGUUGACAGAGUGAGGGAAUAG
Messenger RNA from Talaromyces rugulosus, 1620 nucleotides. RefSeq lists its product as uncharacterized. The record is from RefSeq and is a predicted model, not a curated record. Gene Ontology annotation, biological process: carboxylic acid metabolic process. The transcript is spliced from 2 exons. NCBI's taxonomy places the organism in Eukaryota, Fungi, Ascomycota, Eurotiomycetes, Eurotiales, Trichocomaceae. Gene Ontology annotation, molecular function: carboxy-lyase activity; pyridoxal phosphate binding. Gene Ontology annotation, cellular component: cytoplasm. The coding region runs from base 1 to 1620 and encodes 539 amino acids.